This is a messenger RNA of Carassius gibelio (silver crucian carp), 475 nucleotides long. RefSeq names its product huntingtin-like. Lineage: Eukaryota; Metazoa; Chordata; Actinopteri; Cypriniformes; Cyprinidae. The record is from RefSeq and is a predicted model, not a curated record. The coding region runs from base 88 to 378 and encodes 96 amino acids. The transcript is spliced from 3 exons.
AUUUUCUACCAUCAAUAAACAACCAUUCUAAUUACCUGCAAUUGCUUCCUCCUCUCUUACGAGUCGUCACAGUAGGAUCUGACCCUCAUGGAAGCAGCAGGCAAUCGCUCCCCAUCUCAUCUAGAGGACAUUCUGCAGAGAGUCGGUGAUCGUAUGGAGCGCCAAGACAAGGCGAUAGAUGAGAUGGGUCGAGCCUUCCAAGCAAUGGUGACGAAGGUGUCCGAGCUCGCUCUCCAGGCUCAACAGCAACAACAACCGCCACCCGCUGCGCCUCCCACGCCACCCACACCGCCGAUCGUCUCCGGAGGGAUUUCCCAGCCCGAACCACGCCUCCCCAUUCCUGAGAAAUAUGCGGGGGGAGGCAGUGGAUUUGGCUAACGUGCCCGCGGAGUACCACGACCUGAGGGAGGUGUUCAAGACGGCGGCCAUGGAGAAAUAUAUAUCCAGUUCUCUAGCAACGGGGUUCAUCCGCCCU